AUGUUGGGUGAAAAUAAAAAAAACAUUUGUGCUUGACAAUAUUUACGACUUAUUUUGUAUUCCCGCGGCUAGCACCGUCGUAGUAAUCCUGAGAGUGUACUGGGGCGAAUAACGAGCGCGACGUUGGUAAACCGAAAGGAGGAAUACAGUACUCGUCUAAAAAGCUUCGAGGGGCAAUAUGAAGAUUCCCACUGGUACCAACUUGUCAGGUCCAGGUUGAUCAGACAUGAAGAGGAGACUAUGCUUCAUGGGUGCAACAACCAGCUCCAGAGCCAUGGGUGCAACAACCAGCUCAUCAGUCACACAGUCAGGCGAGCCUAUCUUUUUUCUACCUCCGGACAUCCUGGAGGAAAUCUUCCUCAAUCUGCCCCCACAUGUAGUUGUUUGUGUGUGUCGACUGGUGUGCCAUCAAUGGAAAGAAGUAGCCGACAUGGAGUCUUUCUGGAGAGAAAGGUGUAGAAGAGAGGGCUAUCACGUCCACGAUGCUUCCAAAGUACCCAGUGACUGGAGGCUGUUUUACUUCUUGUGCAAGAAAAGAAGAAAUCUUCUCAAGAAUCCGAGGGGCGAAGAUAAAUUUCAAGAUUGGACCAUAGUACAGAACGGUGGUGACAGGUGGAAAGUAGAGGGACUUAUGGUACCACAUCCAAACGAGAAAGUCCAGAAGAAUUUUGUGACCUCUUAUGGCACGUGUAUAAAGUCCCAAACUAUUGAUUUGGGGAAGGAAGGUUACAGCCCGUCCUUUAUGGACAAGUUCCAGCCUCCCAUCAGAAUAUCUGACUGGUACGCACCUCGCUGGGACUGUGGCAGCGAAUAUUCAAUAACCGUGCAGCUGCUAGAUCGCAAGAAUGUGGUUCUUCAGACGUUUACUCCCGAUACCGUUUACUUCCCACAGUGGAACGAUCAGCAGUGGCAUCAGAUGACUCAUGUGUUCAAGGACUAUGGACCAGGAGUGAGAUACAUCAAAUUUUUUCACGGUGGUAAAGAUACACAGUUCUGGGCAGGAUGGUACGGCAUUCGUGUAACAGACAGCUGCGUUGAAAUAUGUCCAGCCUUGGACACGGAUCAUUGAAGUAACUUCAGAUAUGUCUUAAUAUAUGAAAAGUUUAAUACAUAUCUUUACUUAAACGACUCACCAAGCUUUUUGUGACCCUCAGAAACAUUUUUAGUGAACUCCACAAGUCCCUGUGAAAUGGAGAAACUUGCUAACCUCACGCUGCUUGGAUCCCGUUUGUGCUUGUAACCAUCGUCCAACUUUAAAUGUUUUGUUCUGCAUGAAUACAAUGUGUAAUCAGUUUAACCUUAAACAGUAUAUAACCCUCUUCCUAUAAAGUAAACAAAAUUAAUAAAACAAUUAACUGGCAAUAAUUUGUGUACUAUUAUAUUUAACCCCUCUGGGGCAUUUCAAACAUAUUUUAAAGAAA
Nematolebias whitei (Rio pearlfish) is the source of this 1421-nucleotide messenger RNA. Its product is annotated as F-box only protein 6. The coding region runs from base 227 to 1069 and encodes 280 amino acids. Gene Ontology annotation, cellular component: cytoplasm; SCF ubiquitin ligase complex. Gene Ontology annotation, biological process: glycoprotein catabolic process; SCF-dependent proteasomal ubiquitin-dependent protein catabolic process. Lineage: Eukaryota; Metazoa; Chordata; Actinopteri; Cyprinodontiformes; Rivulidae. The record is from RefSeq and is a predicted model, not a curated record. Gene Ontology annotation, molecular function: ubiquitin protein ligase activity; protein binding. The transcript is spliced from 7 exons.